AUGUCUUCACAACCCUCUCAGAACACUUCAUUCAAUCUUCUGGUGAUUGACUACAAUCAAUCGGAACAGAGUAAUUGGUAUAAACUCUUUUCUAAUUGCGUCACUCAGAAAGGUCAAAAGAUUCAAGUUGAACAAGCAGGGUGGGAAGAAAUUAAACUAGUUUCGAAUAGUGAUUAUGGACCACUCUUGGAAUUGAAAGGAAAGAAUGAUUCCAUAUUUAAACAACAGAGACAAGAUCGAAAUUUUACACCACAUUUUGUACUCGUUCGCAACUUUCCAAGUGCACUUCAUACUGAAUCAUAUCGAAAUGUAUUGCUUGGAUUAAUGUUUGCAAAUGUUCCAGCAGUGAAUUCUUUGGAUUCUAUCUACAUGUGUAGUGAAAAACCGAUUGUUUAUGGAAAGUUAAAGGAAAUUCAAAAGAAAUUAGGAGGAUUUGAAGCAUUUCCUCUCAUUCCACAAAUUUAUUAUCCAAAUAUUAGAACUUGUGAUUGGUUUGAGGAAAAUGAAAAGACACUUCCUCAACAAUUUCCUGUUGUUUGUAAGAUUGGAACGGUUCAUGCUGGAUUUGGUAAACAAAAAUUAGACACCAAGUCACAAUUUGAUGAUUUUACAACUGUAUUGGCUCUCUACAAGGAUUAUUUUACAUGUGAACCAUUUUGUAAUGUUGAGUAUGAUUUGAGAUUACAAAAAAUAGGAGAUCACUAUAGAGUGUAUCAACGAAGUAGUGAUUCUUCAUGGAAGAACAAUUGGGGAGCCAUGAAAUUUAAACCUCAUGAUACCAUUGAGGAGAGAUACAAAAUAUGGAUGAAUGAAGUUUCUAAAAUGUUUGGUGGACUCGAUAUGUUCACAUUGGACGUCAUGAAAUUGAAGGAUGGAACAGAGAGAAUUUUAGAAUUGAAUGACUCAUCGAUGGGAUUGUUAUUUGAUUUUGAAGCAGAAGAUAAUGCACAUAUUGUGGAGCUUGUUAUGAAAAAAAUUAAUGAUUUGCCUCACGUUUAG
Messenger RNA from Naegleria lovaniensis, 999 nucleotides. RefSeq lists its product as uncharacterized. Gene Ontology annotation, molecular function: ATP binding. The record is from RefSeq and is a predicted model, not a curated record. Lineage: Eukaryota; Heterolobosea; Eutetramitea; Acrasida; Naegleriidae. The coding region runs from base 1 to 999 and encodes 332 amino acids. Gene Ontology annotation, cellular component: synaptic vesicle membrane; synaptic vesicle. Gene Ontology annotation, biological process: neurotransmitter secretion. The transcript has 5 exons.